This is a messenger RNA of Acyrthosiphon pisum (pea aphid), 1008 nucleotides long. RefSeq lists its product as uncharacterized. The record is from RefSeq and is a predicted model, not a curated record. The transcript is spliced from 2 exons. NCBI's taxonomy places the organism in Eukaryota, Metazoa, Arthropoda, Insecta, Hemiptera, Aphididae. Gene Ontology annotation, molecular function: protein dimerization activity. Bases 1 to 1008 code for a protein of 335 amino acids.
AUGGGCUUUGUUGGCUUUCAAAAGUGGGAGGCACGUCAUGAUGCUGUGUUUGCACUAAAAACUAGAUUUGUUGAUGUUCUAAAAGUUUUGACUCAAAUUGUUCUUACAAGUUCUAAAACAAAUGAAAAAAAUUUGGCUGUGGGAUUAAAAAAGCAAAUUGAAAAUAGGGAAUUUGUUUUAAUACUAUGCUUAUGGGAACCCAUACUUCGAGCCCUUCGAGGAAUUUCAAAACCAUUACAGAAUGUUAAUAUAACUUUAGACCAAGCGUCUAAUAUGCUUCGAAAUGCUGUACAAACGACUCAAAAGCUCAGAAACAGUUUUGAAGAUAUUUUAAAAAAUGCGAAUGAAUUAUGUUUAAAAUGGGGAAUAUCUACUUCAUUUUUUAAUAAACGAAACAUUUUUGCAAAGAAACAUUAUGAUGAGUUAGAUGGUGACUAUCGACUAAACGUCACAGAAGAAAACUUUAAAGUGAAUAUUUUUUUGCCAACAAUUGAUACAGUAUUAUCACAACUUAUUUCACGGUUUGAAGGUACUCAUGAUGUUGCUGAUUCAUUUGGAUUUUUAACUCCAACCACUCUUUUAAAACUUAACGAUAGCGAUAUAAUAAAAUCUUCAUAUGAUUUUGUAUUGAAGUAUGAAAAUGAUAUUACAUCGGAUUUCGCACGUCAACUUAUUGCAUUGAAAACAGUAAUUAUCAAUAGUGAGAUAAAGACUAUAAAAGAUUUAGCACAAUUUAUCAUAAGUAAUAGUUUGCCUAGCAGUUUUCCUGAUAUUUUGAGUGCUUGUAUCAUAUUUAUGUGUAUACCAGUUACAGUGGCAUCCGCUGAACGCUCCUUCUCAAAGCUCAAAUUGAUAAAAAACUACUUGAGAAACACCUGCAAUCAAGAUCGCCUAAGCAGUUUAGCAGUAUUAAACAUAGAGCGAGAGCAAACAAUUAAUAUCGCCAUCGAAAAAAUUAUCAACGAUUUUGCAAAUGCCAAGUCAAGACGGAAAAAUUUCUUGAUAUAA